AUGCCCUUAUUUAGUCUGCAUUCUACAACCGGCUUACUGAGACCAUUCAUGUCAAAACCUUUGGCACGUAUAAAGCUUCAGAAAUUAUGGAAAUCAACUUACAACAUUCUUCUUAAAGGCAAAAACCUUAUAUUAAUGGGACCUCCGGGUUCUGGGAAAACCUCAGUGGGCAAAAUACUUGGCCACAAGCUGGAUUGUCCGGUUGUAGAUGUGGAUGAUGAUGUCCUUGAAAAAAAAUGGAAUAUGAGUGUCUCAGAAAAAUUGCAGGAUGUGGGUGACGAGCAAUUUUUAGAAGAGGAAGGGAGAGUCCUUUUAAACUUUUCAACAUCUGGAAGUGUAAUUUCUCUUACUGGGUCCAAUCCCCUUCAUACUAGUAGCAUGGAGCAUGCAAGGAAAAAUGCUAUAGUUGUUUAUCUUGAUGUACAAACACAGGAUAUCAUUGAUAGACUGGAAUGCAUGAAAGUGGAUCGUAUUGUUGGCCAAAGGUCUGGAGCAUCAAUUGGCGACAUACUUCAGAAGAGGAAAAAUAUUUAUAAAAAAUGGCAUGAUGUUCGUGUGCUCUGCCAGGCUGGGGAUGAUAUAGAGACUGUAGCUGACAAAGUGAUUGAUGCAGUAAACAGAUACCAAAAACAGGAUUCUGAAGCCUUUCUUUCCACUAGGUCUUCGUCCAGUGAUCAAAAAGCAAGAGAAUGCAAAACAAAAUACUUCAGCGAUGCAGUUGUGGAAGGUUUGGCUUCGGAUGGUGGACUUUAUAUCCCAGAAGAAGGAAUGCCAAAAAUAGCUGCUGGAGAUUGGGAGCGUUUAAUUAGGGCAACAUACGCUGAAAGAGCCCAGGUAAUAUUAGAGCGAUGCAUACAUCCUGCUGAUGUCCCGGCAAUCAUAUUAGGAGAAAUUAUUGAAAAAGCAUAUGGAGAAAAUUUUGAUUGUAACAAAAUUGCACCGGUAAGACAUUUGGUGGGGAACCAGUUUAUUCUUGAACUCUUUCAUGGACCUACAGCAUCCUUUAAAGACUUGGCACUGCAGUUCAUGCCUCAAAUCUUUGCUUAUUGUAUUCCAAAAACGUGCAAUUAUGUCAUCCUGGUAGCAACCUCCGGAGACACAGGAAGUGCUGUGUUGGAUGGUUUCGGCAGUCUCAGUGACAUUGAUAAGCAGAGAAUUGGUGUGUUUUGCCUGUAUCCUGAGAAUGGAAUAAGCCCACUUCAGAAAUAUCAGAUUCUUGUCAGCCAAGGACAAAAUAGGCAGGCACUAGGAGUCCAGUCUGACUUUGAUUUCUGUCAGACUGCCAUUAAAGAGAUAUUUAACAAUGCAGAUUUUACUGGAUUUCUUACAGCCGAAUAUGGGACCAUUUUAAGUACAGCUAAUUCCAUAAAUUGGGGGCGACUGCUCCCCCAGGUUGUGUAUCACGCAUCUUCAUAUCUUGAUCUUGUCAGUCAAGGGGUUAUUAGUUUUGGGAGCCCGGUGGAUGUAUGCAUUCCCACUGGAAACUUUGGCAAUGCCUUAGCUGCCGUAUAUGCCAAACAAAUGGGAAUCCCUAUCCGUAAAAUUAUUUGUGCCUCUAACCAAAACCACAUUCUAACUGAUUUUAUUAAAACGGGUCACUAUGAUCUCAGGGGUCGAAAGUUACAACUGUCUUACUCUCCGUCAAUUGACAUUCUGAAAUCUUCCAAUUUAGAAAGAUACUUGCAUCUCAUCUCAAAUGGUGAUGGGCAACUUGUCAAAGAAUUUUACGGACAGUUGCAAAACCAGGGUCACUGCCAACUGCCAGAUCAUGUAUUCCAACUGCUGCAGCAGGAUCUAAUCAGUGACUGGUGCUCUGAGAAAGACUGUUUAGCAGCAAUCCAUUCAGUUCAUAGUGCAACUGGAUACAUUUUAGACCCCCAUACAGCUGUUGCCAAAGUUGUUGCAGAUCGAGUGCAAGAUAGGACUUGUCCAGUUAUCAUCUCAUCCACAGCUCAUUAUUCCAAGUUUGCACCUGUUAUUUUACAAGCUUUAAAGAUUGAAGAUCUUAAACGAAGUCCGCUAAGUCAGCUUCACAUACUCGAUUCAUUUCACCCUUUACCGCCUUCUCACAAGCAACUGUUAAAUACUCUGAAAAUGAAAGAAAACACCGAAAGCAAAGUUUGUGAAGCCGAUUCUGAUACUGUGAUGGGCCACAUGGAAAGUUUCGUUCAAAAUACAUUUCUGAAAGUGUUCUAA
This is a messenger RNA of Pelobates cultripes (western spadefoot toad), 2196 nucleotides long. The record is from the annotation of a GenBank genome assembly. Lineage: Eukaryota; Metazoa; Chordata; Amphibia; Anura; Pelobatidae.